AAAACAAAGCUCAUGCUGAUGAAAUUUUACACAAAACCCUUAAUCGAAUAAUCCCAAAAAACCGUACCCAACAAAAUUAACCCAAAAAUUAACAUCAAGCAGUUACCUUUUAUGCCUCCAAGCUGGAAACAAACGAAAAUUGAGACCUGUCUAUGCCGAUCAACAACCUCCCUCACUAUCAAUCUAAGCGAGACGAAGAACCACAGCAGAGACCAAGAUCGAACUCUCUCUCUCUCUCUCUCUCUCACUCUCUCUCCCCUGGCAUAUUCCUCACCCCAAACUACCAAGCACCACUCACCCGCUAAAGCAGAGCCCAAGGCCUCUCUUUCUUCCAUCUUCUUCACUUCAAGAAAAGCCUCCUCCUUUGCUUAUGGAAUCGCCUUUGCUCUCAUUGCCUUCACUUCCUUCUGGGUUUUCAACCCAUCUGGCUACUCUUUCCCUUUUAGCUUCAACACCAUCUUCUACUCUUCUCCUUCCAACUCUUCUCAGGAAGUUACUAAAACCCCAAAGAUUGAAUCUUUACCACAUUUGGGCAGCAAUGGAAGUUUGAACAGUGAAAUGGGUGCUUCUCAGUUUUCCGGGAAGAUGGGAGAUCAGAGCAGAACUCAAAUGGGUACCGAUCAAUCUUCAAAACCCAUGAUUUCUUUUCCCCAAGAACCCAAUCAGACCAGAAAUGAGUCUUCUUUUUCUGAAGGUUCUAGUGGGGAAAAUGGUUUGCCAAGCUAUGUGGCAUUGAAGUCCAUAAGCAAUGAGGGGUUGUCUGGGUUUGAGUUGAUUAAUGGUUGUGAUUUGUUUGAUGGAAGAUGGGUGAGAGAUGAUUCAUACCCACUUUAUGCUGCUGGGUCUUGUCCUUACAUUGAUGAAUCUUUCAAUUGUUUUCUCAAUAGUAGCCCUGAUAAUGGUUAUGAAAAAGUAAGAUGGCAACCCAAAAACUGCAAUCUCCCAAGGAUGAAUGGAAGGAACAUGUUGGAAUUAUUGAGAGGAAAGCGUCUAGUUUUUGUUGGUGAUUCUCUCAACACGAAUAUGUGGGAGUCUUUGGUUUGUCUUCUUAGGAAUUCAGUGGAUGAUAAGAGCAGAGUUUUUGAAGCUUCUGGCAGGAGCGAAUUUCAUACAGAGGGCGCCUACUUUUUUGUAUUCAAGGAUUACAAUUGUUCAGUGGAGUUUGUUCAAUCACCAUUUCUAGUUCAAGAAUCGGAGGUGCUAACCACAAAUGGGUCAAAGAAGGAAACACUGCGCCUGGAUAUGAUUCAGAGAUCCUUGGAUAAGUACAAAAGUGCAGAUGUUCUCGUCUUCAACACAGGUCACUGGUGGACUCAUGAGAAAACUUCCAGAGGGCAGGGUUACUAUCAAGAGGGUGACUAUAUCUAUAGUCAAUUGAAUGUCAAAGAGGCGUAUGGAAAAGCUAUAACAACAUGGGCCAGAUGGCUGGAUGCUAAUAUAAAUCCUGAAAAAACUGUUGUUUUCUUCCGGGGCUAUUCGCCCAAUCACCUUAGUGGUGGAAGAUGGAAUACUGGAGGUCAAUGUCAUGGUCGGACAGAGCCAAUUCAAUAUGAGGCAUACAAAGGAAAAUAUCCUGCAAAGAUGAGAAUACUGGACUCAGUAAUCAGGGAAAUGAAGAUUCCAAUCUUUUAUCUGAAUGUUACAAAAAUGACUGAUUUUCGGAGGGAUGCUCACCCAUCCAUUUACAGAAAGCAGAAUUUGACAGAGGAGGAGAGACAGUUGUCUUUGAGAUCCCAGGAUUGCAGUCAUUGGUGCCUUCCUGGUGUUCCUGAUACAUGGAACGAGCUUCUAUAUGCUCAUCUCCUUACAUAUACCCAGCAGCAGAGGAGACCAUAGGUAAAAGCUAAUCAUCUCCUUACAUUGAUAAUGUUCCAAAAUUGUCUACAGUAUUCUUUUGUUGUAGUACUGGUCAUCACUCAUUACACUACACAAGAUGAAAUCCAGCAAGGACUUUCUCCAUUAGGUUGUAAUCUGGUAAAGGUUGAUGUGAAGUAGGAGGUAGGCUGGGAUUAUUUUCCUUUGGUUACCAGUGAAAGUCACACUGAUAAUAUUACACUGUAACGAUCACUUGAAGGACUAGUCUCUUUUUACUAUAAGCCAAUAUUUUUUGCUCUGUUUUAUUCAUGGUUUUUUUUUUUUCAAAAAAAAAAACUCUAGGCUUGAUCAUCACCACAUCGCUCAUAGAGCUCAAAUAGCUAGUUUCACAACUUUUUGUUGAUGCAGCUAUUAAAGUAGGAGAUGAUCAGGAAUGAAUCUCCAUUACCCCUAAUUUCAAAUGGUUUUCGAUGCCCAGUUCGUGGUUUGCUUACCCUUACCCUUUGUGAAGCAUACCAAGACUGUUGGAAAAUUACUUGCUAUUGAUGGAUUUUUCAUUUUUUUUUUAUUACUUUGUUUGAAAUAGAAGUUGAUUUUAUUAGAUUAGCUAAAAACAGCAGUCUACAAACACUUAAGAUAGACAAAUUGGCGGGGAAACAAUUAACUUUCUACCCAAGCACGGGAACUCAUUAUAAGCAAAUGACGCUGACACAAUUGCAAGCGAGCAAGAAUAAUCUCGCAUCUUAAAGAAAAAUGAAUCAUCUAAACAAGUUUUAUACUAGUAGUCUAAUAUCAUAAAUAAAACCUUUAACUAAGAGCAAUGAUUCACUGUGCUAAGAUGUGGGAUUUGUUCAUUAGCUACACCAACUAUAGGACCUGUUUAAUAAUAUAGGAUAUUGAUAUAAUGUUACUUCUAACCAGGAGUGUUUUUCGAUUUUUGGUUCGUAUUUUGGUUUUGAUGAAAAAUUUUGAUACUCUUGAUUUAUGAAGAUUUUGUAAGAAAUUUUAAGUAAAGAUUGAAAUAGCAAUAAAUAUAUUUUGACAAAUAUUAUUAUAAAAACAAAAACUAACUUUGCAUAUCACUAAAAUAUUAUAAGGUU
Molecule: messenger RNA, 2915 nt
Organism: Rosa chinensis
Lineage: Eukaryota; Viridiplantae; Streptophyta; Magnoliopsida; Rosales; Rosaceae
Product: protein trichome birefringence-like 4
Cellular component (GO): Golgi apparatus
Molecular function (GO): O-acetyltransferase activity
Source: RefSeq, a predicted model, not a curated record